UUUGAUGGCUGUGUGUGGGAAUUCAGCAAUGUUAACGACAUGGUGGAAGAUGGCUAAGAAGAAAUCGUCAACACGGAUCUAUCUUCGGAUUGACAACUUCAAAGUUAGAUAUGCUCACGUUCCUCAGCUCUCUUAUGUGGCAAUAGAUUCACGGGACAUGAGUGCGUUUCAAGACUGUUCCUUUGAUGCGGUCAUUGACAAAGGCCUGGCCGACGCCAUGCUAUGUGGAGUUGAUCCGGCCGAAGGCGUUCUACACAUGCUAAGAGAAACUUAUCUCGCUUGCAGGAUUUUGAGACCACAAGGAGUGUUUAUGCUGAUCACAUACAGCCACCCCGAAAUACGAAUGCCGGCGUUGCAGGAACCAGGAUUGAAAUGGUCCAUCCUUCUGUACGCCUUGGCCAAGCAAAGCCGUAAUGGAAACCAUUGAGGGAGUAACUCCAGAUUCACUGCCCAUUGACGAGCGCAAC
Molecule: messenger RNA, 467 nt
Organism: Selaginella moellendorffii
Lineage: Eukaryota; Viridiplantae; Streptophyta; Lycopodiopsida; Selaginellales; Selaginellaceae
Product: EEF1A lysine methyltransferase 4-like
Exons: 7
Coding region: 5-427 (140 amino acids)
Source: RefSeq, a predicted model, not a curated record